Chaetomium globosum CBS 148.51 is the source of this 1089-nucleotide messenger RNA. RefSeq lists its product as uncharacterized. The coding region runs from base 1 to 1089 and encodes 362 amino acids. The transcript is spliced from 2 exons. NCBI's taxonomy places the organism in Eukaryota, Fungi, Ascomycota, Sordariomycetes, Sordariales, Chaetomiaceae. The record is from RefSeq and is a predicted model, not a curated record. Gene Ontology annotation, molecular function: oxidoreductase activity, acting on NAD(P)H.
AUGGCACCCCCUUCGCAGAUCAAUGCGGUGGUGAUCAUCAAACCCGGAACGGCUGAGGUCAAGACGGUACCCCUCCCAGAGCUUCCGGAUGACUACAUUCUCGUCCGCACCACGGCUGUGGCUCUCAACCCAACCGACUGGAAGCACAUCGAAAGAGAUGCAGAUGCCGUGGGGGCCCGUGUAGGCUGUGAUUACGCCGGCAUCGUCGAGCAGGUCGGACCGAAGGUAAACAAGCCGUUUGCCAAGGGCGACCGUAUCUGCGGUAUCGCUCACGGUGCCAACUCGCUGCGGCUCGACAGCGGUGCUUUUGGGGACUACAUCAUCGUCAAAGGCGACUUGCAAAUCAAGAUCCCUGACAAUCUCAGCAACGAGGAGGCCGCCACGCUGGGCGUCGCCAUCAGCACAGUGGGUCAAGGUCUCUAUCAGGCCCUCCAGCUCCCCCUCCCGGGCACCCCCGAAGCCGCCUCUCCCAGCAACCCACCCACCGAGAUCCUCAUCUACGGCGGCAGCACCGCCACGGGGCUGGUCGGCAUCCAGUUCGCCAAGCUAUCGGGGUACCGCGUGGCGACGACGUGCUCGCCAUCCAACUUCGAGUACGUCAAGGCGCUGGGGGCGGACGCGGCGUUCGACUACCGGUCGCCCACCGUCGUGGACGACAUCAAGGCGUGGAGCCGCGACCCGGACGCGCUGACCCUGGCCUGGGACUGCAUCGCCAUUGACGGCGCCGCGGAGAUCUGCGCCGCGGUGCUGAGCCGCUCCCGUUCGAGCCACUACCGCGCGCUGCUGAGCGUUGAGGAUGAGGCGAUCACGGCGGUGAAUGAGAAGGUGGAUAAUGGGGCGACGCUGGGGUAUACGAUUCUGGGGGAGGAGAUUAAAAAGGGGGGGAGGGAUAUCCCGGCGAUUCCGGAGGAUUAUGAGUUUGGGAAGAAGUUCUGGGAGGUGUCGAGUGGGUUGUUGGCCGAGGGGAAGAUUAAGCCUGCUAGGACGGAUGUCAACCGCGGUGGGAAGGGCUUGGAGGGUGUGUUGGUGGGGUUGGAGGAGCUGAAGGCAGGGAAGGUCAGUGGCGUCAAGUUGGUGUAUACUCUCUGA